Molecule: messenger RNA, 498 nt
Organism: Melampsora larici-populina 98AG31
Lineage: Eukaryota; Fungi; Basidiomycota; Pucciniomycetes; Pucciniales; Melampsoraceae
Exons: 2
Coding region: 1-498 (165 amino acids)
Source: RefSeq, a predicted model, not a curated record
AUGCCCAAUCCACCAAGUACAACUGUUGCUCAUCGCGAAGCUUUUAUCAGAAUCAAGACGGCUCUCGAAGCUGAAGGCCUCAGCAUUCCCGUCUUCAUCGUGCUCGCCAAUGAUGAACACGCGACCUGGGAUAUCACUCUCACCUCCAAAAACGCCACACAUCUUGAAAGAAUCCGUAGCAUAUAUCACUUCAUCACCCACACGCACGAGAUGUCGGUCAUCAAGUUCCUUUUAACGCUGCUUCACCCUCAACAUGAUCAGCUCCGACAAGCUCGAACUGAAUGGCUUUAUGAUGGAGAUACCCAUUGUGGAUACGUUUUCAGCCUCCUCAAGGCAAUUAAAUCUGUUAUUUACUCAUUUGGCCACGGUAAAAGGAAGUGGGAAAAUUUUAUUUAUGGCGAGAUGUGCGACCUAGAGAUAUACGCUCCACCUCCUAGUCCUGACUGUGUUCCAGGCCAGAGGCCUGACUCGCCUAAUUGCCCUCCCUCCGAUCUAUGA